UUUGAUCGAGCCGUGCACCGCCUUUACGCCGAUCCGGGACAAAUCUGUGCCAAUCAGCUAGCCGAUCGCCUUUUUCAACGCCUCUAUUGGGCAUUUCGAACUAUACAAUUUAAGAUUUUUUACAAGAACGAAGAGCUGGACGUGGAAGAAUUCACCGAACGCUGUGACGUCGGCGUACGACCGCCGCCGCUCGAGGAACUCGCCAGAACGACGCGAUUCAAUCGUCGGUGGAUCAAGUAUAUGUACGCUAAAUUCAAAAAUGAAUGUCCAACUGGCCGAAUGCUCGAGCCUGAAUUCCGUCACGUUCUCGCAUCAAUCAUAGCCCCGGAGAGGGCAACCGAUCAGUACUUCACACGACUAUUCCUUGCUUUCUCUUCAGAUGACAAAAAAGCAGUCACAUUCCAAAAUUUGAUCGAGUGUCUCUCACUUAUACAACCUCAAACAGCUGAAUCUAACGCACUCUGGACGAUCCGCAUCAUUACAGGAUGCCAAGUCGACCGAUUCGCCUUCCCGGAAUUCCUUUCAUUUACUCAAUCAGUAUUCGGGUUAAACGAAGGAAAACAGGUUGAUAAUUAUGAAGAUGCAAACAAGGAAACUGUGCAACAACGGGCAACAACAAUUUUUAAUGAACUUGACAGUAAUGGUGAUGGUAUUGUCACUUUAGAAGACAUGAUUCGAUUUUUUAAGGGAUUUGAAGUCGCCUCGCAAGUUCGAAAUACUACCAGCAGCAACAAUACAAAUCGAUUACCAGUAUGA
Haemonchus placei is the source of this 756-nucleotide messenger RNA. The record is from the annotation of a GenBank genome assembly. NCBI's taxonomy places the organism in Eukaryota, Metazoa, Nematoda, Chromadorea, Rhabditida, Trichostrongylidae.